Messenger RNA from Gaeumannomyces tritici R3-111a-1, 396 nucleotides. RefSeq lists its product as hypothetical. NCBI's taxonomy places the organism in Eukaryota, Fungi, Ascomycota, Sordariomycetes, Magnaporthales, Magnaporthaceae. The transcript is spliced from 2 exons. The record is from RefSeq and is a predicted model, not a curated record. The coding region runs from base 1 to 396 and encodes 131 amino acids.
AUGCGUCUUUACGCCAAGGAGAUCGAGGCCAAGCUGUUUUCUGUGCACGAUUACCCGAGCGGCAGCCGCGGAGAUGCCAGCGCCGCAUCGGUAGAAGACCAGCCGCCUACGGCCGGAAAUGCUGCCACCGCCACCGCCACCAACGCCACCAACGCCACCAACGCCAACAGCGCCUACCAUACGGUAUGGAAGACGGCAGACCCAGAAGCUGCUACUUCCACCCCGGAGCAGGUGCGGGAGACGGCGGCCCUCAGAAAGAGCCAGAGCACCAUUAAAUGCUACAAUUGUGGGAUAAUUUCCACCCUUUGUGGUGGAGGGACGAAAGCGGUCAUACGGUUUGCGAUGCAUGUGGAUUAUACUGGAGGCUUAAGAGUGCCCUUAGACCUGUUGAGAUGA